Molecule: messenger RNA, 2707 nt
Organism: Monodelphis domestica (gray short-tailed opossum)
Lineage: Eukaryota; Metazoa; Chordata; Mammalia; Didelphimorphia; Didelphidae
Product: antigen peptide transporter 2-like
Biological process (GO): antigen processing and presentation of endogenous peptide antigen via MHC class I; peptide transport; transmembrane transport
Cellular component (GO): TAP complex; endoplasmic reticulum membrane
Molecular function (GO): MHC protein binding; ATP hydrolysis activity; ABC-type oligopeptide transporter activity
Source: RefSeq, a predicted model, not a curated record
GAGCGCAGAAGCGAAUCGAGCGUCUCCCCAGCUGCAGCCCGAGCGUUGUUGCAGCUCGUAGGCAAGUCCUUGCAGGGGAAUCCCGGGACGCUGUAGUUCUGACUCCGGAGCUGAAGCUGUCAAAUCCCUCUUGAGCUGGCCGGUACAGGGUCUGGGCGGGGAGAAAUGGACCAACGGCAGAAGCGGAGGCAUUUGGAGGCUUUUAAAGAGCGUCCUGGCUCUCAUUUCCUUUAGCCCCUCCUCGUCCCCUCGCUCAUCCCCAAAGAUUAGGGGAAUUCUCUGCCUCUUUGCCUCUUCCUAUGAGGGAAGGUGCCAGCAUGCAGCUCCUUGCCCUGAGGCCUUGGGCUCCCCUUCUUCUGACUGACCUGAUGUUACUGUGGCUAUUCCAGCCACUGGAAGGAAUUGUUUUCUUUCCAGGGCUCUCUGGGCUCUGGCUGGAGGGGGUUUUUCGGAUGGGAGUACUAUGGGGGGUUCUGAGUUUAUUGGGGGACUGUGGGAAGAUCAGGGAACUACUGCCUGUCUUGUGUCUGAGCACCCCCCUUUUCCUGUCUCUGAGGACUCUGGUUCCAGGGGCCCUGAGUGCCCCACCUGUGCUCCUAGCCUCAGCCCCUUGGGCCUGGUUGCUGGUGGCUUAUGGUGGGGCAGGCCUGGGCUGGGCUGUGUGGAAGAUGCUGAGCCCCUCUGAAGCCCCUUCCUCAGCACAGGAGAAGGAGCAAGGCCAGGAGAACAAAGCCAUGAUGGGGAGGCUGCUGAGACUGUCCUGGCCUGACUUGCCCUUCCUUGCUGCUGCUUUCUUCUUCUUGACUACGGCUGUCAUAGGUGAGAUGUUCAUCCCCCACUAUACUGGCCGUGUGAUUGACAUCCUGGGCCAGGACUUUGACCCUGAUGCUUUUGUCACUGCCAUCUUCUUCAUGUGCCUCUUCUCCCUUGGAAGUUCAUUUUCUUCAGGCUGUCGAGGAGGCCUCUUCACCAUCAUCCUCUCCCGACUCAAACUGCGCAUUCGGCAUGUGCUCUUUUCCUCUCUUUUACGCCAAGAUCUCAGCUUCUUCCAGGAGACCAAGACAGGAGAGUUAAGCUCACGCCUGAACUCUGACACCAUCCUGAUGAGUCGCUGGCUCCCUCUCAAUGCCAAUGUGUUCAUUCGGAGCUUGGUGAAGAUCAUAGGGCUAUACAGCUUCAUGGUCAGCCUCUCACCUAGGCUUACCCUCUUCUCUUUGCUUGAGGUACCCCUCUUGGUUGCUGCUGAGAAGGUCUACAAUGCUCGACAUCAGGCCAUGCUCUGUCAAAUUCAAGAUUCAGUGGCAGAGGCUAGACAGGUGGUGCGGGAGGCUGUGGGAAGUUUAAGAACUGUACGAAGUUUUGGGGCAGAGGAGAAUGAGGCCCAGCGCUAUGAGAAAGCUCUAGAACAUGGCCGGAAACUACAGUGGCGCCAGAACAGAGAAUAUGGCAUGUAUCAAGUCAUCAAGCGGGGACUUCAACUAGCAAUGUGGGCAUUGAUAUUGGACUAUGGGCUGAGGCAGAUCCUUGCAGGAAAGCUCACCAGGGGUGGCCUCCUCUCCUUUCUGCUCUAUCAAGAGCAUGUUGGGAGACUUCUGAAGAUCCUGGUGUGCAUGUAUGGAGACAUGGUGAGCAAAGUUGGAGCUGCAAAGAAAGUAUUCCAAUACCUAGACCGUGUACCACAGAUGCCCCCACCUGGAAUACUGGCUCCUUCUGUUUUGCAUGGCCUUGUGGAAUUUCGAGAUGUCUCUUUUGCCUAUCCAAGCAACCCCAAAUACUUUGUUCUCAAGGGAGUGACAUUCACUUUGCAUCCUGGGAAGGUGACAGCCUUAGUAGGCCCCAAUGGGGCUGGGAAGAGCUCAGUGGCUGCACUGCUGCAGAAUCUCUACCAGCCCACAAGAGGCCAGCUGCUGCUGGAUGGGGAGCCCCUGCCCCAGUACCAGCACCAGUACCUGCACUCACAGGUAUCUGUGGUUGAACAGGAGCCUGUACUGUUCUCAGGGUCAGUGAGGGACAACAUUGUCUAUGGGCUGGAGAGCUGCAAGGAUGAUGAAGUGAUGGCUGCUGUCCGGGUAGCCCAGGCUGAUGGAUUUAUUGCUAAUAUGGAGCAUGGACUGGACACAGCUGUUGGAGAGAAGGGGAGUCAGCUGUCUGCAGGACAAAAGCAGCGUCUGGCCAUUGCUCGGGCUCUGGUGCGGAAUCCCCGAGUCCUCAUCCUAGACGAGGCCACCAGUGCGCUGGAUGUAGAAUGUGAACAGGCGCUUCAAAAGUGUAUGCUGCAAGGGCAUCGGACAGUGCUGGUGAUUGCACAUCGUCUGCAGACAGUGCAGGCUGCUGACCACAUCCUGGUGCUGGAGCAAGGGAAGCUGGUGGAGCAGGGGACUCACACUCAGCUCAUGGCCCAGAGAGGCCUCUAUUACCACCUAGUACAGCAGUAGAUUGAAGAUUGAGUCUCUGGAGGAAGAGGGGAACUUUUUAUUUGAGAUUUGGGUUUGGUUUAGGGUCUUAAAUAUCCAGGAAAAGCUUUGCUUUGAGUACCCCUCAUUUCCUGAAUAAUAGCCACUGUAGCUGGGGAGAUGAUGGGCCCCCCAACAAGAUGAUGCACCUUAUAGGUGUACCCCUUCUCAGAGACUGGUGUUUCCCUGCUUCUCUCCAGACGUCUGCACAUAUGUGAGCAUAUGAGUCAAUAAAUCAUUUUGCUGUCACAUAA